UUUUGCUGGUGAAAGCAAGACAUUUAUAUAUACUUAUAAAUAACAAAGCUACAAAACUACUAACUUACAAACAAUCAAAUACUGCAGUUUCAGUAGUAUUAUUAUUCCUGUCGAGGAGGCUGGGCCUCGUCAUUUCUUCCGAACUAACAAUUGACCAUGCUGUUUUAUUAUUUCCCUUUCCAACAACCUGACUUGCGUACAUUUUCGUAAUUAAUUAAAAAAUCAACACUAACAAAAAUUUAACGGGUUAAUAGAAAUUGCUCAUAAAAUAAAAGAACUAUAUACAAAUCAACACUAAAAUAUGACUGAAAACCAACGAUCAACCAAUUAGGGUCAAUGACCUCCCUUCUCAACAAUGCAAUUCUUCGCUACAACUUUGUGCAGGAUUUGAUCCUAUACUUAAACAAAUGGUGCUUAUCUUCUAAUCAAGAUAACUUACAAUCGUGCUUAUCUGACUUAUUAUUUAAAGUUAAGUGCCAUUGGUAACAUCAUUAUAAAUGCGAUUUUACAUUUCAUGAAUUUCUUUUACAUUCCAUUUCUAAAAUUAAAUACCUUCAUACAUUAUUAAAACAAUGAGUGACAUAUGCUACACCCUUGUUCUUAUGGCAUAGCUGUAAUCCUAAUUAUUUUGACAAGUGUUAGCCCCAUAAAUAUGCAGAGUAACGAUGCUGGUGUAAUCGUCAAUCCAAACUAUCAUCAAGAGUAUUAUGACCAGGAGAAAUCUUCCGCCUAUGGUGACGAUGAUUUAAGUUACAACAACGAGAAUCAACAUUAUGAGGAUUAUCAGGCUUAUCAGGAAUUUGUCAAGGAGGGUCAGACUUGGAGAAAGGUUUUGGAGCAACAGGGCAACUACGUGAAACAAGGAGGUAUUCCCAUCAGAAAUGACAACAUCGUACUACUGCCAGAGACCACAGAUCCACCCAUUUCUACGACAGAAGAACCCUACGAAGAUGCCAUCAUCCGAUUAAACUGUGACGAUCCGUGGUUCUGGAACUCGUUCAAGUGUCUCUAUUUGGACGUUAAAAAGCGGAAUUAUGUCGAAAGAACGACUUCCAAUGCGAUAACGGUAGCUUGGAUGUUAGGACCACCGGUGGGGUUGCUGGCGCUUGUUAUUUGUUCAUUUUGUGUCGUCCAGUGCUACUUAAAAUCUAGAGUGAAAUCAUUUGAGCAAAGAACGGAUGAUAUCCGAACGCAGUAUGAGCCUGGUAGCAUCAAAUUAGAUGACGGGACCGUGAGAAAGUAUACGCCCAACCAGGAGGAAAUAGAUGCAUUCGAAAAUAUGAUCUCCACUCUGGUAUCCAUCGUUUAAGACGACGUAAAAAUUGUGAUAUAUGUAUGUAUACAUAAAAUGGUGCCAAGAUUGCAUCAUGCAUAAUUCGUCCAUUGA
Folsomia candida is the source of this 1387-nucleotide messenger RNA. RefSeq lists its product as uncharacterized. NCBI's taxonomy places the organism in Eukaryota, Metazoa, Arthropoda, Collembola, Entomobryomorpha, Isotomidae. The record is from RefSeq and is a predicted model, not a curated record. The coding region runs from base 584 to 1309 and encodes 241 amino acids. The transcript has 3 exons.